Messenger RNA from Cladophialophora yegresii CBS 114405, 687 nucleotides. RefSeq lists its product as uncharacterized. The transcript has a single exon. Bases 1 to 687 code for a protein of 228 amino acids. The record is from RefSeq and is a predicted model, not a curated record. Lineage: Eukaryota; Fungi; Ascomycota; Eurotiomycetes; Chaetothyriales; Herpotrichiellaceae.
AUGCCCUUCAAGCAGGGGCGGCUUUUGAGACACUUUGAUGUUUCUCAGAUUCAACCUGCAUGUUCAGCUACGGACCUCGUCAGCGCCAUCCCGUUGGCAGCGAAUUUUACGGCCGUGGUUAUCAGUAGCCUGCAAGAUGUUGCAGUGAGACUUGGCCAAAACGGCGACUCGAGCCUUAUUCGCGACAUCGUGGCUACUGUUGGCCAGGAGGGAGAGCAACUAGGCGUUUAUCGCACGCUCUUCCAAGACCUCGUUCCGGCUGACCAGCCGUUCCUGACGCAGUCGACACGCGAGUUUGCCUACUUGGCACUUCAGCAAAACUUCAUCGUUCCCGGCACAUGUCCGAAUGACAACAUAAUUGAUGUUCCCAUUUUCGGCACGCUGAGUGUCCUGACGAAGAAUAUCCAAGCGGUGGAUCAAAACCUUACAUUCAGCAUACGGACGAAUUCAACGGAGGGUUUCAACUUGGUGUACAUCAACCAGCUGAAUCUGCCCAUCGUGCAGGCAAUCAGCAACGCUACUUCGAGCAACGGGAUGUUCACCUUUCAAGCCGACUUCCCUUUCACCAAGAACAACUUGAAUGGCCUUAUCAUCGUGGCGGUCACGAAUUCCAGUGCAGCGUUCAUCAACACCAAUGAUGUUGCAAACAAAACGCUCUUCGGGCCUGGCUUGAUCUACCCGAAUUAG